CUUAGGGGCUACACAUGGUUCAAUUUGUAGAUUUUUCUUUUAUCGUGCAGACUUACUCCCAGACAAACCAACAGAUCUCAUUGCAACCAAAUCUGCAUCGACGUACCUCGAGAUAUCAUGGAAACAUCCCAAAAAAACUGGUGUAAAACUUGGUACAAAUAUCUCGAAUCCUCUUACAAGAUAUCUAUUGAUUUUGCUGAAGGAUACUAUGAUUGUUUUUGAUAAAACUCUGGAGGUAACUGACAAAAAACCGUACAACAUUACGAAUCUUGUUCCUUACGCAACGUAUAAAGUUAAUGUAACCGCUGGCAAUUCUGAAGGCUUUGGUAGAUCAACUACAGCUACUUUUAGAACUGCUGAAGAUGUUCCCGAAGGUCCACCUUUAAAUAUUCAAAUUGUCGCCUUAAGCAGUUCAUCGUUAUCAGUUACGUGGGAGCCACCAGAUAAGAACAAAACAAAUGGAAAGAUAGUCAGUUACACUGUUUGUAUUACACAUUUGGAGAAUGAAACCUGUUCAAUGAAGUAUAUGAUCAAGGAACAGCGUUUGGACAUAAAUCAAGUGAAACCAGGGACAAAAUAUUAUGUUCGUGUUUUAGCUUCUACAAUAGUGGGAUCUGGAUGUUACAGCAAUGUUACAUGGGUAUUUACAAAUGGAUUGGCACCUAAACUGUCCACACGGCAGAUUGGAAAUACGUUGACUUAUUUGUUGCAAAAUCCAAAUGUGGAAUAUCGAUAUUUCUAUGUAGUCGCGAUGAAAAAUGUCACAGAAGAGAGUCGAUUGCCUUCUAACUUUAAAAACACAGACUUAGUGACUUAUUCUAAGGCCAUAUCUUCCACACAACCAAUGCCGUAUAUUGUUGCUGUAGUCUCUCGCAGAGACUUUAAGCCUGAUUUUACACUUGGUCAUGGUGAAAACACAACACGGCGUUCCAAUAGUGAAAAUUAUUAUAAUGGCCCGUUGAAGAUUGGCACUAGCUACAAAAUAUUUCAGCGCGUUUUCAUAAAUGAUCAGGGUGAUUAUUAUUCCACUGACUGGAGUCCAGUGGCAGCAACUGCCCAAAAGCAUAAGUCUUCAGACGGUGGAAAAAUUGGAGCCAUUGCUGGUGCAGUUGUAGCUGCAAUUUUGCUCAUUAUUUUUGUCAUAUUGGUCAUUCUUUUUGUUAGGAUCAAUUCAAACUCUGCUACAGUGCAGUGAACUGCGUAUUGUAGUUAUUUGACGGCUACUAAAAGUUCUCAAAAAUGGGGGAAGUUGAAUUUUUUUCGCGAAAUUAUUAGACGUUUUCUGAAGUUUAACGUACUAUAGAAGAAUAUGAUUAAGCAUAGAAUUUUAUUUCCUUUUUAACUAUAAGAGUGAACGAGAGUGAAUGAUUCUGAAGAGUAUUUGAAAACAAUUUGGAACAUAAGAUCAAAUUUUGGGCUAAAGAUGUAGUCAAUAUUUGAAAUAGAAUAAUAGUUGUAAUACUUUUUAUCUAAGUACAUUAAAUAAGAAAUAAAGUUAAAUUACAAACAAA
Messenger RNA from Xenia sp. Carnegie-2017, 1511 nucleotides. Its product is annotated as receptor-type tyrosine-protein phosphatase F-like. Gene Ontology annotation, molecular function: protein binding. NCBI's taxonomy places the organism in Eukaryota, Metazoa, Cnidaria, Anthozoa, Malacalcyonacea, Xeniidae. The transcript has 6 exons. The record is from RefSeq and is a predicted model, not a curated record. The coding region runs from base 209 to 1195 and encodes 328 amino acids.